AUGAAGAUUACACAACUGUUAUAUAUCUUGAGUGUGGUUAUCGCAUCGAUCGAGGCGGUGGAAUAUCUAAUUCGCUUCGAGACGAAGAAGGACAAGUGCCUGAAUCCACCCAGAACGGCCAGGAAAGUGGAGACGGUGAUAGGAGAGUGCCAGGAUGAGGUCCGCAAUAAGUUGGUUAAUGAGGCCUAUGAGAUACUCAAAGAGCAGGUGUCCCACAAGCAACCGCCCAUAGAUCCCCAUGACGACUCCAUCGACUUUAUGUGGCCCUCGGCUCACGGUGCUUCCGGUGGCACUUCCAUAUCUCAUCCUUCCAGCCCCAACCACUACGAAUAUUUAGUCUACGACGAACCCGAACCACAUCGCCAUGUGGCCAGACUCAUGAGAAAUAUCCGACGCCUGGAUGUGACCAGUUCGGGCAUAUACCAUCCCACUUUGGUGCCUCUGGAAGACAAACGCAUCGCGGGGUGCCUGCUGCAUUGCGUUUAUGCCAAGAACAACGCCAUCGACCAGAAGGGUUGGCCCACCUUGGACGGCCUGGUCCACUUUUACUCCGAGGGCGUCCACGAGCACGGGUUCUUCAUGGCCACCUUGCGGUCCGUGAACCUCUGCCUCCGGACAAUGACCGCCCGGUACGGAGUGAACCGCAAGGAGCUGCCCAAGAAAGGUGAAAGCUGCGAUCUGGCUUUUGAUGUAUUCGACUGCAUAUCCGAUCAAAUCACCGGGUACUGUCUGGAUCAAUACAGCAAAUAUUAA
Drosophila subpulchrella is the source of this 753-nucleotide messenger RNA. RefSeq lists its product as uncharacterized. The transcript has 3 exons. NCBI's taxonomy places the organism in Eukaryota, Metazoa, Arthropoda, Insecta, Diptera, Drosophilidae. The record is from RefSeq and is a predicted model, not a curated record. The coding region runs from base 1 to 753 and encodes 250 amino acids. Gene Ontology annotation, molecular function: odorant binding.